This is a messenger RNA of Talaromyces stipitatus ATCC 10500, 1332 nucleotides long. RefSeq lists its product as uncharacterized. NCBI's taxonomy places the organism in Eukaryota, Fungi, Ascomycota, Eurotiomycetes, Eurotiales, Trichocomaceae. Gene Ontology annotation, cellular component: nucleus. The record is from RefSeq and is a predicted model, not a curated record. Gene Ontology annotation, molecular function: DNA binding. The transcript has 2 exons. The coding region runs from base 1 to 1332 and encodes 443 amino acids.
AUGGUCAACGAAGCAGAUAUUUUGAAGGCAAUUAGUGAUCUAGAAUCACAAAAGGAGCCUCAAUAUGCCAAAACUGCCAGGAAAUAUAAUCUUGAGCCUUCGACCUUAAGGCGCCGGUAUAAAGGCCAGACCGCGUCAAACCAGGAAGCAACUUCCAUGCACCGCAAACUCCUUACAGAUGCCCAAGAAGAAGUCCUACUUAAUCAUAUAUCGAAGCUCUCGUCUCGUGGAUUACCUCCAACACCUCAAAUUCUUCGAAAUCUUGUUGUAGAGCUUAUACAACACGAUGUUGGGGACCCAUCAAAUAUCUAUAAUUUUGAUGAGAAAGGAUUCAAUAUAGGCCUCUGUCGCACAGAGAAGCGAAUUAUCUCAAAAUCCCAGCUCCGUUCAAAGAAAUUACUUGGUGCAAUUCAAGACGGGAGCACAGAAUUUAUUACUCUUAUUGCAUGUAUUUGUGCUAAUAGAGCAACAACGAAUUCGCGCAUACGAGGCAGAUAUCGGCUAUUAAUUCUUGAUGGCCACGGUAGCCAUCUUACACCUCAAUUCGAUCGAAUUUGUGCAGAAAACGAUAUUAUACCGGUUUGUAUGCCUGCGCAUUCCUCGCAUCUACUACAACCGCUUGAUGUUGGAUGUUUUGCUGUGCUUAAACGCGCGUAUGGCCGCGUCGUUAGCGAUCUUGCCCGGAAUUCAUACAAUCAUAUCGAUAAACUUGAUUUCCUCGCUGAUUAUCCUCGCGCGCGUAUCAAAGCCUUUCAACCCUCCAUUAUUCAAAAUAGCUUUGCUGCUACAGGCCUCGUUCCAAUUAAUCCAGAGAGGGUGCUUUUAAAGCUUAAUAUCUCCCUCCGAACACCUACACCACCGUCUAGUCGACCAAGCAGUAGAUCUAGCCAGUUUACCCCCAAAACGCCAAAGACCGCCGUUCAACUCCAAAAGCAAGCUUCGAUGCUUAAGGAACUACUAAAGCAACGGUCAAAUAGCCCUCCGAGCCCAUCAAAAAUCAUACUAGAUCAGAUUAUCAAAGGCCACUAUCAAGCGCUCCAUCACACAGCGCUACUUGCGCAAGAAAACGCCAAUCUACGCAUAGCGAAUGAGAAGAAGUGCCGAAAGCGUAAUCGGUCGACUAGGCAGAUAGUCCAUGAAGGAGGCCUAUCGGUUGAAGAGGGCCUACAGCUAGCUCAGCAGGAAAAUCAGCAAGUUGAAGGUAGUGGGUUAGUAUCGCAUGAACAGGGCGCUUUACCUACUCAGCAGGAUCAGCCACGCAGGAGGGCUCUGCCAAAAUGUAGUGGAUGUGGGGAUAUUGGGCAUAAGAUUAAUCAAUGUAAAAAUCGCUAG